AUGCAGCACUUGACUCAAGGUAAUCAAGAUAACAAUGGCAGCCUCAUCAAACCCUCCCAGCCAAGUUACUGGCACCGCUUUUAUCACUGGCGGUGCCUCUGGUAUUACAUUUUCCUCCCCUCGUCAGUCGAGGCCACGUUGACAUAUCCAGGAAUCGGCAGGUCAAUCGCCCACACCUACGCCCAGAACGGGAUAUCCGCCCUUGCUCUAGCAGAUAUCAGUCUCCCCGCUCUAGAAGCAACCCAGGCAGAGCUUCUCCAGAGCCACCCACACCUUGCUGACCGGAUUGCGAUCUAUACAGUCAAUGUGACGAAGGAAGAAGAGAUCUCAGCAGCAGUACAGUGCGCGGCUCACAGGUUCGGCCGCAUCGAUAUCUCCAUCCAUGGCGCGGGGAUUACUGGUACUGGCGCGCACACGCACGAGCUGGACCUGAAGGAAUGGCAGAGAGUCAUCGAUGUCAACCAGACAGGUGUUAUGCUUUGUGAUAAAUGGAUGGUCAAGCAAAUGCUCAGCCAGGAGUUGAUUACAGGGUAUCGCGGCCGCGGGAUUAUUGUGAAUAUCUCGUCCAUUUAUGGGGUUGUCGCGCCAGACGGGAGACUAGGGGCUGCGGCAUACGCGGCGUCGAAGCACGCUGUUAUUGGAUUAACGAAGCUCGACGCAAAAAACUACGCCAAAGACGGUGUCCGCAUCAACGCCGUCUGUCCGGGCUUCGUCGACACGCCCCUUACCCACCGCAACCUCGAAGAAGGCGUGCUUUCACCCGAGAUUGAAAACACGGUGCUGAAGCGCCCGGCGAGGCCAGAGGAGAUUGCAGACGCGGUGCUGUUCCUGACCUCGCGGAUGGGCAGUUAUAUGUGUGCGGCAGCUUUAGUCGUUGACGGGGGUUAUACUGCUUGA
This is a messenger RNA of Aspergillus nidulans FGSC A4, 897 nucleotides long. RefSeq names its product SDR family NAD(P)-dependent oxidoreductase. The record is from RefSeq and is a predicted model, not a curated record. Lineage: Eukaryota; Fungi; Ascomycota; Eurotiomycetes; Eurotiales; Aspergillaceae. The coding region runs from base 1 to 897 and encodes 298 amino acids. The transcript is spliced from 5 exons.